Molecule: messenger RNA, 995 nt
Organism: Cuscuta campestris
Lineage: Eukaryota; Viridiplantae; Streptophyta; Magnoliopsida; Solanales; Convolvulaceae
Source: the annotation of a GenBank genome assembly
GCAGACGUCCCUGAGCCCGUGCAGUGGCCCACAUUCGAUCGACUCUUCCAUGAAGAGUACAUUCCAGAGCACUUCGUCGAGGCGAAGCGAGAGGAGUUCUUGAAAUUCACCCAGGGCAAACUCACACUACCUGAGUAUCGCCAAAAGUUUGACGAGCUCGCAUGAUUUGGGCAAGACCUUGUCCCAACCAUGGAGAAGCGGUGCAAGCGCUUCGUGGAGGGUUUACGCCCCGACUUAUCAGCCCAUCUGAUCACUGCUCCUCGGGUUGACAUCAAUGCACUGUUCAAGCAUGCGUUGGACAUGAAUGCAGCCCUCAUCAAGAAGGCCGAGUACGAGCACGCCCAGACGACGCAUCCUCGUCCACCUCCACCUAGCUUAAGCAGCAAAGGGUCUCCCUCCGUGCCAAGCAGCCCGCACACAAGCAAGAAGACCAAGUCAACACAUGCCCCGUCACCAGUGCCUACACAGGAAAGCGGGAAGAACCCGAGUAAGAGUGGAUAUCAGUACUCGAUCUGCACCCUAUGCGGUCGAAGGCACCCCGGAGAAUGUUGGUUUACUCAGGGCUUAUGCCUAGGAUGUGGUCAGGCCGGGCAUUUUCGUAGGGACUGCCCAACGAACCCUGGCGAGGCAUUUACGGCAGAACCCGAAGCUCCAGUCCCAGCCGCCCAGCCCGCUCAGAGCCAAAGAUCGGUAGCAGUGUCAAGCCAGCCCAAUAGGCCGACGCUGAGCGCUCAGUCUGGAGAGGCUUCAGCUCGCACAAACGCAAAGCGCGGACGCACUGAGUAGUUCGCACAUGACGUAAUCAUGGUGAUCAAUGACUAGGUAAAUUUCGAGGACGAAAUGUUUUUUAAGGGGUGGAUAAUUGUAACGCCCUACAACUCGGUCUAUUAGAAUUGAUUAUUUUAAAUAAUUAAUUACUCUUCCGGUCCAGAGUUGGGGAAAAUAAAAAAAAAAUUCUUAGAAAAAUUAUUUGAACACGUCAUUAAGUUUGUUUU